AUGCUUUCCAAAAGUUCCCUGCGCCGCAGCAUCGCCGUCGCACCUGUUCGAUCCCUCACUACCUCGAUCGCUUCGAGGCCGGUCCGCCAGCUCUCGUCUGCAGCUGCAUUCAGUCCGAUCAGUCAGCGCCGAUGGGCGUCGAGCGCCGCGGCGGUGGCGGAGGAGCCUGCGGAGGCUGCGGCUGCGCCGGUCUGGCCUGAGCGGAUCUUACCUGUCAUGUCGGAGCAGGAUACGAAGCGAUUGAAAAGGCAGCGGAACGUUGGAAUAUCCGCACAUAUCGAUUCGGGAAAGACGACUCUUACUGAAAGAGUCUUGUACUAUACCGGACGAGUCAGAGACAUUCACGAGGUACGAGGACGGGAUGGAGUAGGAGCAAAGAUGGACUCGAUGGAGUUGGAGAGGGAGAAGGGGAUUACCAUCCAGUCCGCAGCGACGUUCUGCGACUGGGUGGCACCAGCCCCGGCGACCGAGGUACCGCAAGGUGCCGAGGUAGCGACGGAGAAGGAGAGCUUUGCUAUCAAUAUCAUUGACACACCUGGACACGUAGACUUCACAAUCGAGGUGGAAAGAGCUCUGCGAGUGCUGGAUGGAGCCGUUCUUGUGCUGUGUGCUGUCAGCGGUGUGCAGAGUCAAACAAUAACGGUCGACCGACAGAUGCGGCGGUAUAACGUUCCUAGACUUGCCUUCAUCAACAAGAUGGACCGAGCAGGGGCCAACCCUUUCCGCGUGAUCGGUCAACUGCGCUCGAAGCUUCGCAUGAACGCCGCGGCGGUCCAGGUGCCAAUAGGAAGCGAGAGCGAUCUGGAUGGUGUGGUGGACCUAGUCAGGAUGAAAGCCAUCUACAAUCGAGGAGUGAAGGGAAUUGAGAUCAUCGAGUCCGACGAGAUACCCGAGAAGGUCCGAGCUCUCGCCGAGGAGAAGCGAGCAGAACUUAUCGAGGACCUCUCGGAGGCCGACGACACUCUCUGCGACCUCUUCCUGGACGAACAACCCAUCUCAAACCUCGACAUCGCUCAAGCCCUUCGUCGAGCUACCACUUCUCUACGCUUCACGCCUGUAUUUGUCGGAUCAGCCAUCAAGAACACCGGUGUUCAGGCCCUUCUGGACGGUGUUUGCGCAUACCUCCCCGACCCCUCUGAGGUGCACAACCAGGCGCUGGACGCCAAGCUUCCCGCGGCAGCACCGGCCGUACCUCUUGUCCCUGCAAAGGAUGCUCCGCUGGUCGGACUGGCGUUCAAGUUGGAGGAAGGACGAUACGGCCAGUUGACCUAUAUGAGGGUGUACCAGGGAGAGCUGAAGCGGGGAAGUCUGAUUUUCAACGCCAGGACAGGCAAGAAGGUCAAGGUGCCCCGGCUGGUACGGAUGCACAGUGACGAGAUGGAGGACGUCGAGACCAUCGGAGCUGGGGAGAUUUGCGCCAUGUUCGGCGUAGAAUGUUCGUCAGGUGACACCUUUACCGACGGGUCUACCUCCUUCUCCAUGACCUCCAUGUUUGUCCCAGAACCCGUCAUCUCGCUUUCCAUCCGCCCCGAAGGGAACGAAUCUCCCAACUUUGGUCGUGCACUCAACCGAUUCCAAAAGGAAGAUCCUACUUUCCGGGUACAUGUAGAUUCUGAGUCACAAGAGACCAUCAUUUCCGGAAUGGGCGAAUUGCAUCUCGACAUCUACGUCGAGCGGAUGAAGCGAGAAUACAACGUCGCUUGCAUUACCGGAAAACCCCGAGUCGCCUUCCGGGAGACAAUCACCCAGCUCGCCAAGUUCGACUACACGCACAAGAAGCAGUCGGGUGGAUCUGGGCAAUUCGGGAAGGUCAAGGGGUACCUGGAGCCGAUGGAGAUGGAUGCGGAUACCGGCAAGGACGUGUCUUUCGAGAACAGGGUGGUCGGAGGCAACAUCCCAACGCAGUAUAUUCCGGCUAUCGAAAAGGGAUUCCAGGAAGCUCUCGACCGCGGACAGCUCACCGGCCACAGCAUCAAUGGCUGCCGCUUUGUCCUUGAGGACGGUGCCGCCCACGUCAACGACUCCAACGAACUCGCUUUCCGUCUUGCCGCCCUCGGCGCUUUCCGCGAGGCUUUCGCCAAGGCUGCCCCGGUCGUCUUGGAGCCUGUCAUGACGGUCGAAAUCGUCGCGCCUAUCGAGUUCCAGGGGAACGUCAUUGGCGCAAUCAACCAACGGAAGGGGACGAUCAUCGACACGGAGAUCAGGGAUGACGAGUUUACGUUGAUUGCCGAGGUGUCGCUGAAUGACAUGUUUGGGUACUCGAGUCACCUGAGAGGGAUGACGCAGGGCAAGGGCGAGUUUUCGAUGGAGUACAAAAAUCACGCGCCGGUCAUGCCGAAUAUCCAGCGGGAGAUGUCGGAUGCGUAUCGCAAGAAGCAACUCGACCGGAACUAG
This is a messenger RNA of Dioszegia hungarica, 2394 nucleotides long. Its product is annotated as putative elongation factor g 1, mitochondrial precursor (mef-g-1). The record is from RefSeq and is a predicted model, not a curated record. Lineage: Eukaryota; Fungi; Basidiomycota; Tremellomycetes; Tremellales; Bulleribasidiaceae. The transcript has 11 exons. Gene Ontology annotation, cellular component: mitochondrion. Gene Ontology annotation, molecular function: GTPase activity; translation elongation factor activity; GTP binding. Bases 1 to 2394 code for a protein of 797 amino acids. Gene Ontology annotation, biological process: mitochondrial translational elongation.